AUGGUUGGAGGCAAUUGCGAGCGAGUUCCGCAGUCGGCGCUGCGCGUCUACAGAAAGCUGGAGGAACACAACCAGCACCACCCCUGGGCAGCCGAGGCUUUCAACGGGCAGCAGAUUUGCUUCGACUGCGUCGCUGCUGCGCUGCAGCAGCAGCAGCAGCAGCAGCAGCAGCAACAGCAGCAGCAGCAGCAGCAGCAGCAGCAGCAGCAGCAGCCUUCGGCGGCGAAGUUCCGACUUGUGCAGGAAGUGUGGCAAGUGCUGCAGCAGCUGCCGCAGGCCGCCGCGCUGCGCAUUGGCCACUACCUGCUGCACUCCACGGGCUUUCUGGACUCAGUUUUGGAGCUGCUGGCCACUGAGGUGUACAUGGACCAGUCCUGCACGGAGACGGAGGCCGCAAUGGACGUCGCCUUGGCUGUGGACGCAGCAGCCCUCAGCUACAGCCCCGAAGAGCAGCAGUACAGCGAAGCUUGCUUAGCAGCAAAGCUGCACAAGUGGCUGCUGCAGAAGCUGCUGGCCCGGGACUCCGCGGCGGUGCCCCAGGCGCUGCAGGACCCAGAGCUGUGGGGGCACUUGACGGACGGACUGGCUGCUGCAGUGAAGGCUGGGGACGCAGCAGCAAAUGUUAUUCUUGGGAGUUUCUGCGCAGUGCUGCGAGCAGCAGAAGAGUCUGCUGCAGCAGCAAUUGCUGCCAGCUGCGUGGCGAAGGUGGCGCGGGCGCUGCUGCUGCUGCCGCCGACUGCAGCAGCGCUGCUGCAGCUGCUGCAGGCCGUGUCUGGCUGCUUCAGCUGCUGCGAGCUGCUGCAGCAGCAGCAGCAGCACUCGCUGCUGCUGCUGCAGCUGGGGCAGACGUUUCAGGCCGUCUUUGCUUCCGCAGAAGCUCCAGCAAAAGUCCAAGAUGCUGCUUUGCUGCUGCUGCAGCAGCUCUUAAGUUCUCUUUCGGAAAAUCUCAAACUUCUUUUCAUUGAAGACCUUUGCAUUGUGGAUUGGCUUCUGGAAGCUGUCCGCAACAAAAGACCAGUGGCCCACUCAGUGGUCCAGUGCCUGCAGCAGCACAUCUUUUGCUGCUGCUCGUUUCAGCAGCACCACUUCGACGCAGCCUUCAGCAGCUUCCUCUGCAUUGCCCGGAAGCAGCAAGACCAGCUCUGGCUGCUGCGCGCGGCGCUGUUGCUGCUGACUUCCAAACCACAGCAGCAGCAGCUGACGGGCUCACUGCAGCAGCAGCAGCAGCAGCGCGCAGCAGCGCGGCCGCGCGGAGCUGCAGAACUGGGAAGACUUUCCACAACUCGUGAGAGCCAGCGGCUGCGCGGGUACGCGGCGCUGGGGGUGAAGCUGAGCUGCGGCUUCUACUUUGGCUGGAAAAUGGAAUGUCCAGCUGCGAACUGGAAACAGGCCGAGUUCCUCAACGGCGUUUUUCGUGCAGCUUUCGGACCCGCCGCCGCCCCCCGCGCCGCCGACGCGGUCUCGGAGGAAGCCAACCUCCGCGCAGCAGCAGCAACCGACUCCGCCCCCGCUGCAGCAGCAGCAGCAGCAGCAGCAGCAGCAGCAGCAGCAGCAGCAGCAGCAGCAGCAGCAGCAGCAGGAGCGGAGUAUUCUUUUGCAAUUUAUUUAAUAAAAAUGCUUUUGAGCUGCGGAAGUCCCGAAGAAGAAGAGCCCCUGGACUGCGACGUGGGCGCGGGCGUUUGCGAGCUGGCGGCGCUCGCGGGCAGCCUGCGGCGCUCGGCGGUGGACUUCAACCUCCACGAGUUUUCGGGAGUGGCGGGGGUGGAGCAGCGGGCCGUUUCAGCAGCAAGUGCGGCAGGGCUGCAGCAAGUUCCCAGUGAGUCCAGUGGUCCGCUGCUGCUGCUGCAGUGGACCAGUGGUCACGUUGCUGCGCCUCUUGCUGCUGCUGCUGCUGCAGUGGACCACGUGGCAGCAGGGCUCGAGCUCUCCGCCCCUGCUGCUGCAGCAGCAGCAGCGCCAGCAGCAGCAGCAGCAGCAGCAGCAGCAGCAGCAGCAGCAGAAGCAGCAGCUAACGCCACUGUGGCUGCCCAGCCCCUCGCUGCGGACUUCCUCGCCGUGCUGCUGCAGUUCCUGUUCGUCUGCGUGGACGCAGCAGAAGCAAGAGCUCUGCACUCUCUGCGCUGUUCUGGGAAUCUCCUGAAGCUGCUGAGGAGAAGCCUGGGGGGCCCCACAGAGGGCAAAUCUGCUGCUGCUGCAGCAGCAGCAGCAGCAGCAGAUUUGCCGGCGUUGGCUUUGUGUGCCAUUUCGCUGCUGCUGCUGCCGGUUGAGAUCGGGAGCCUCCGGGACGCGGAGGUGGCGCAGCUGCUGGCGGGGUGUAUCGACAGUUCCUUCGCCAGCAGCAAAGACUGCCACGCAGAUGCAGCAAUUCUGGCCAUUUGCUCGCUGGCCACUUGCGGCGCAAUUGCCCCUUUGCUGCGCUGCUGUUUGCUGUCAACCACUUUUUCGCUGCUGCCGCUCUGCAACAAGUACAUUACCCCUGCGCCCCAGCAGCAGCAGCAGCAGCAGCAGCAGCAGCAGCAGCAGCAGCAGACAGCAGCAGCAGCAGCAGCAGCAGCAGCAGCAGCAGCGUGCCUCAGCAGAGGACCCCGCGCGUUGUUUGCAGCCAUCGUGCUCAGUGCUGCUGCAGCAGCAGCUGCAGAUCCUGCUGCUGCUGCUUCUUCCCGGGCAGCAGCUUUGCUGCUGCUGCGGACUUUGAGGGGCUCUGAGGAGCCUGCGGGGCUCGCCUGCGGUGUACGUACACCUCAAAAUGGCCCACAGACCCUCCGCAGCGAAACUGCUGCUGCAGCAGCAGCAGCAGCAGCAGCAGCAGCAGCUCGCGGCCAGAGCCCUCCCCGCACCUUCUUUCCGCUAGUUCCUGCUGCUGCUGCAGCAGACACAACAGCAGCAGCAGUUACAGAGACGAUGGAGAGGCUCUUGGCUGCUGUAUUGGGGAGCGUCAGCAGCAGCAGCAGCAGCAGCAGUCCCACAGCCGCAGCAGCAGCAGCAGCAGCAGCAGCAGCAGAAUCCCCCAGUGCAGACGCGUGCACAGAUGCAUGCGCUGGAGGGGAAGCCUGGUCAUGGACCAAUGGACCAUCUGGCAGAUCUUUGCAGAACUAA
This is a messenger RNA of Eimeria necatrix, 3096 nucleotides long. RefSeq lists its product as hypothetical. The record is from RefSeq and is a predicted model, not a curated record. Gene Ontology annotation, molecular function: transcription coregulator activity. The coding region runs from base 1 to 3096 and encodes 1031 amino acids. Gene Ontology annotation, cellular component: nucleus; SWI/SNF complex. Gene Ontology annotation, biological process: regulation of transcription by RNA polymerase II. NCBI's taxonomy places the organism in Eukaryota, Apicomplexa, Conoidasida, Eucoccidiorida, Eimeriidae. The transcript is spliced from 17 exons.